AUGGACAACAGUCCACGGGCCAGGCAUCGCAGGCACGACACGGUCCGCCGGCCCCACCUACCCCAGUCCCGGUCCCACGCGCUGACCGCACAGUCGACCCAGCCACCAGCCACCACUUCUCCCGCUCCAACCGCAGCCGCAGCCGCAGCCGCAGCCGUCGGCCGCUCCUCCUUCCCCAACCAGCAACCAAACCCACCACCACUACCAACCAUCCCCAAAACCCCACGAGGAAUCCCCCAAAUUCGCCCUGCUCCCUCGCAGAUCGCACCAUCCGCGCGCGUUUCCAUCCAAUUCCACCCGCCCGCAGCCCCCGACGACCCGCCCAAGCCGAGGCGCCGGUUUCUCUGA
Molecule: messenger RNA, 348 nt
Organism: Sorghum bicolor (sorghum)
Lineage: Eukaryota; Viridiplantae; Streptophyta; Magnoliopsida; Poales; Poaceae
Product: vegetative cell wall protein gp1-like
Exons: 1
Coding region: 1-348 (115 amino acids)
Source: RefSeq, a predicted model, not a curated record